Molecule: messenger RNA, 2017 nt
Organism: Vollenhovia emeryi
Lineage: Eukaryota; Metazoa; Arthropoda; Insecta; Hymenoptera; Formicidae
Product: probable 4-coumarate--CoA ligase 3
Exons: 8
Coding region: 44-1738 (564 amino acids)
Biological process (GO): fatty-acyl-CoA biosynthetic process; long-chain fatty acid metabolic process
Molecular function (GO): long-chain fatty acid-CoA ligase activity
Source: RefSeq, a predicted model, not a curated record
AAACGUAAUUAAGAUAAGGGGUAUAAAAGAACUGGAGAUCAAAAUGGAGAAAGUCCAAUUAAAUAUGCAGAGCAGAAUCGUCCCGUCUGAAAGUAGAACGAAAGAGCCUUAUGGAUCGCAGUAUCCACCGCCGUGUAAAAUCGUGGACAACGUGAUAAUCGGCGAUGAGGGGCCGCUGUUUAAGGAAUGCUUGGGCUAUGGCGAGCUGCUCUUUGCGAAACUGAACGGCAAUCCGGACCUCGUAGGACAGAUAGACCCGGUUACGGAGAAACGAACGACCUUCGCCGAGAUGAGGGAACGCAGUGUCAGGUGUGCGUUGUGGUUGAAGAGUCGAGGAGUUGAACACGGUGAUGUCGUCGGGAUUUCCACCAAUAAUCAUCCAGACUGCGCGAUACCCUUGCUCGGAUGUCUCUUCGUCUGCGCGCAUUUCUAUCCCAUGCAUCACGAACUUAAUAUACAUGACAGCCGAUAUUUCCUUUCUCUGGGAAAACCCAAAGUUGUCUUCGUGAACAUCGACAUGGUUGAAACCAUGGCGAGGGCCGCGGAGGAAGAAAAUUUGACCAUUGAUUUCGUGACUUUUGGCCACGUGAAGGGAUUUCAGAGUUUCGAGGAAAUUAUUCGGGAGCAGAAUCCCGCGGCGGUCGACGAGUUUCGUUGCACGCGUAUUUCCAGUUUGGAGGAGACUGCUCUGUUCUCCUUGUCAUCCGGUAGUACCGGGCCGUCCAAAGCAACGCUGAUGUCGCAUCGGGCCCUGAUUAACAACAUGUUUUACGACGUCACGUACGCCACGGAGGAUCAAAAGAUAUUACUGUGGUUCAGCACAUUACGAUGGAUCACUGGCACCCUGUUGAUCCUUCGAGCGGUCUACUUCUGCAAGACGCGAAUUAUCUGCGACAGAUACGACAACGAGCUGGCGUGCAAACUGAUCGAGAAGUAUAACGUGGAAUUUGUUUGGUUUCAACCCAGACUGAUGGCGAACAUCUUGAAGAACGGUCUUCUUGAAAAGUAUCGUUUGCCAUCCUUGAAGAGGCUGGCCUUGGGUGGAGCACCUAUGAAACUACACCUGCUAGAGACCUUGAAGGAGGCCUUGCCGCAUACGGAAAUUUUAUUCCUUUAUGGCAUGAGCGAGCUUUGCGGCAUUAGUGCUGGGCAGAGACGAGGCGACAAAAUGGGCUCCGUGGGUUAUGUGGUUAAAAACACACAGCUAAAAGUAAUCGAUGUCGAUACGGGAGAGAAAUUAGGUCCGAAUAAAAUCGGCGAGCUUCUCUGGAAAUCACCGUAUAUCAUGACAGGAUAUUAUAACAAUCCUGAAGCCACCAAGAAAGCUGUAAAGGAUGGUUGGCUGCACAGCGGAGAUUUCGGUUAUUACGACGAGGACGGGGAAAUUUUUAUACGUGACAGAAUCAUGGAUACUAUCAGGAUCAACGGACUCAUGGUGUAUCCCGCUGAGAUUGAAAACGUGCUCCACAAACACCCGGCUCUCCGCGAAGUUGUCGUUGUGGGCAUACCUGAUGACAUCGUGGAAGAAUAUCCGUUCGCUUUCGUGUCGAAGGCUUCUGGCGCAGAGGUGACAGCAGAGGAACUGAUGAAAUUAGUAGCGGAUAAUUUGGAGAGUUACAAGCACCUUCGUGGAGUACAAUUUCUGGACAAAUUUCCUUACACGGAAACUGGCAAGAUUGCGAGGAUGCAACUUAAAGAAAUGGCAAAACGUUUUGUAUCCGAUUGCGUGCCUGCCUGAUACACGAAACAAUCAGUUUAAUGACAAUAGUUAGAUUUAUCAAUUAAAUAUGUUAUUACAUUUUUGUACGUAGACUGCUUUCCAUUUCGAAUUUAAUUCAAAUGCAAUCGACACUGGAACUAUAACAUUCUAAGUUCCAAAUUCUACAUCAUUCCAAAUUCUACAUUCCUCAACACCAUUUUUUCGUUCUUCAAUAUCAAAAUUUGAUUCUUCAACAUCAAAAUUUGGUCCAUCAACAUCGAAAUUUGAUUCGUUAACAUUAAAAUUUGAUUCUUGUCU